Messenger RNA from Nycticebus coucang (slow loris), 249 nucleotides. Its product is annotated as diphthamide biosynthesis protein 3-like. The coding region runs from base 1 to 249 and encodes 82 amino acids. NCBI's taxonomy places the organism in Eukaryota, Metazoa, Chordata, Mammalia, Primates, Lorisidae. The record is from RefSeq and is a predicted model, not a curated record. Gene Ontology annotation, molecular function: metal ion binding. Gene Ontology annotation, biological process: protein histidyl modification to diphthamide. The transcript has a single exon.
AUGGCAGUGUUUCACAAUGAGGUGGAGAUCAAAGACUUCCAAUAUGACAGGGGCUCAGAGACUUAUUUCUAUCCUUGUCCAUGUGGGGACAACUUCUCCAUCACCAAGGAGGAUUUGGAGAAUGGGGAAGACGUUGCGACAUGUCCUAGCUGCUCUCUCAUUAUAAAAGUGAUUUAUGACAAAGAUCAGUUUGCGUGUGGAGAAACAAUUCCAGCCCCUUCAGCCAAAAAAGAAUUAGUGAAAUGCUAA